AUGGCUAUCGAACAACUCAUCAAGCAGGGCGACAAAGCCUUGCAAGAGAAGGACUAUCUCGAGGCAAUCUCCUUCUUUAACAACGCAAUCAAAGAAAACUCAAAGGCGUUUCUUCCUUACUUAAAGAGGGCCACUGCAUACCAGAAGUUGUCCAACUAUGAUUCGGCCAAAAAAGACAUUUCAGUAGCCUACUCCAUAGCAGAGGACAGAGGAAACCGAAGCGAAAUGGGUGCCUGCUACUUCCGGUUGGCUAUUGUGUACUAUGGCGAGAAAAAGCUCAGAUUGGCACUCAAACACUUCGAAAAGGCCCUGGCGUAUAACUGCACUGAAUCCACAUUGGAUUUCUGGAAGACAAAGUGUGCACACGACAUCAAGGAGGGAAAGGGUGAGGAUACUGACGAGGAGGAAUUCGACAGCAAUGAUGUGGAGGAUAAGACCAAAGACAAUGGCAGUACUCCCUCUACAACAGCGCCAGAGUCCAGUUCCAACCCUGCUGUGAUUGACAAGCAUGCACCCUUGGUGGCCAAGAUCAGAGACGACUGGUACCAAUCCAACGAAACUGUUACUAUCACCAUAUACGCCAAAAAUGUCAAAAAGGAAUCAUGCACAAUUCAAUUUGAGCCUAGAAGCGUGGCCAUUAACUUCCCCAGUGCAAACAAUUCGGAGUACAACUAUAACCUUGACCCAUUGGGUGGGGAAAUCGACACGGAAAAGUCGUCCUACCGAAUUUUCGGGACCAAAAUCGAGGUUUACUUGACCAAAAAAGCUUCUGGAAAGUGGGCCUCUUUGGAAAGCAGCACCACGGCUGAUGAGGCUGAACUAGCAUAUCCUUCGUCCUCCAAGAAGGCCAUUAACUGGGCCAACUUCAAGGUGGACGAAGAAGAAGAAGAGGAAAAGGACGGAGACUUUUUUGAGAAGCUCUACAAGGAUGUCGAUGACGACACCAGAAGGGCCAUGAUGAAGUCAUAUGUUCAGUCGAACGGUACGGUCUUGACCACCAAUUGGGAUGAGGCCAAGGCCAAGGACUUCGAAACUAGUCCGCCAGAGGGAAUGCAGGCGAAGAAAUGGACCUAA
Molecule: messenger RNA, 1074 nt
Organism: Suhomyces tanzawaensis NRRL Y-17324
Lineage: Eukaryota; Fungi; Ascomycota; Pichiomycetes; Serinales; Debaryomycetaceae
Gene: SGT1
Product: co-chaperone
Exons: 1
Coding region: 1-1074 (357 amino acids)
Biological process (GO): protein stabilization
Molecular function (GO): protein-folding chaperone binding
Source: RefSeq, a predicted model, not a curated record